AUGCCUGAUACAUCCGGACCAGCCAGCUCGGAUGACCACUUAUCGGGAACAUUCCGUCCUAUCGCAGUAUGUGGCAUGGCUCUAAGGCUGCCCGGGGGCAUCAGCAAUCCAGCUCAGUUCUGGGAUUUCUUGAUGGCCCAUGGCGACGCCCGCGCACGCGUUCCCCCAUCUCGAUACAAUAUCGACAGCCACUUUUCCAGGGUUGACAAGGAUGGCUUAAUCAGCACCGAGUAUGGAUACUACCUAGACCACAACCCCGGGGACCUCGAUACCUCGUUCUUCAGCUUUACGAAAGCGGAGCUCGAAUACAUCGACCCUCACCAGCGUCACCUCCUAGAAGUGGUAAAGGAGUGCUUUGACAGUGCCGGCGAAGCCCACUAUCGCGGCAAGAAUAUCGGCUGCUACGUCGGCUCCUUCAGCGACGACUGGACCGAGAUCCUCUAUCAUGAUCUCCAGAUGUACGGCAAGUAUCCGCUCGCCGUGGGCGGAGACUUCGCCGUCCCCAACCGCAUCUCCUUUGAAUAUGACCUACGCGGGCCAAGCAUGAGCGUGCGGACGGCCUGUUCCUCGGCGCUGGUGGCGCUCGACCAAGCGUGCGCGGCAAUGGCCCGCGGCGAGUGUGAUGCCGCUAUCGUCGGUGGCACCCAAUUUAUCCUGUCGCCUACUAUGACUGGGAUCAUGUCGGCCAGAGGGGUACUAUCUGCAGAUGGGGCCUGCAAGUCCUUUGAUGCCACUGCCAACGGCUAUGGGCGCGGGGAGGCCAUCAAUGCAGUGUACCUCAAGCCUUUGGCGGCGGCGGUGCGCGACCGCAAUGCAAUCCGCGCCGUGAUCAGGGGCACUGCAACCAACGCUGAUGGCAAAUCUGCCGGAUUCACCGUUCCCAGUGCCGAUGCCCAGCAAAGGCUGAUCCGGCAGGCGUAUCGAGUCGCGGGGAUUGACGACCUAACCCGGACACCCUACGUCGAGUGCCACGGGACAGGGACCUCCGUGGGAGAUCCCAUCGAAGCGCGAGCGGUUGCCGACACUAUGGGCGACGGCCAGAUCUUCAUCGGAUCGGUGAAGCCAAAUGUGGGACAUUCCGAGGGGGCAUCCGGUCUGACUUCCUUUAUCAAGGCGGUCCUGGCUCUGGAGAACCGCACCAUCCCACCGAACAUUCGUUUCACCGUCCCGAAUCCAAACAUCCCGUUCCGCGAGGGCGGGCUGACGGUGCCAACAGAGCCAAUCCCUUGGCCGCGAGAUCGAGCUCUCCGAGCGGGCGUCAAUAGCUUCGGGCUCGGCGGUGUCAAUGCCCACACUAUUCUCGAGUCGGCCGAAUAUCUUACUCCAGUGCAUCCGCCAUGCAAGCACGACGAUCGGGGGCCUUCAUUGCUAUGCUUUUCGGCAAACACCCCAGAGUCGCUGGCAGACCUCAUCCAGGAAAAUCACAAGUUUCUGGCGAACCAUCCCGAGUCCCUGUCUGAUCUUGCAUAUACACUGGCGGCGAGGCGGGUUCAUUUCCCUUUCCGAGCUGUAUCCAUGGUCUUGAACGACCGGUCGCUUCGCACUUCGGUCUUCUCGCGCACUCCAGCUCAGCCGCAGGACGUCGUCUUCGUGUUUACUGGGCAAGGGGCGCAAUGGCCCGGCAUGGGAUACCAGCUUUAUCAGACAAACCGCUCCUUUCGAGAAUCCUUACAACAGUCGGACCGAUUCAUCCAUGAGUUGCCAGAGGCUCCGCCAUGGUCGAUCGUGGAGGAGAUCCAAAAGCUACCGGAGGACAGCAGCCUGCACAAGGCUUCGUACUCCCAACCCAUCUGUACCGCCGUCCAGGUCGCGUUGGUAGAUGUCCUCGUUGAGCUAAAUGUUUCCCCGGUUGCAGUGUUAGGUCAUUCUUCCGGCGAGUUAGCCGCGGCUUAUGCUUCCGGCAGAAUGACUGCUCGCGAGGCGAUGAUUUGUGCUUUCUAUCGUGGUGUUGUAUCCGAGGAGGUGAAUGCGGAGGGAGUCAUGUGCGCGGUGGGAAUGGGGACAGCAGAAAUUUCACCGUUCUUGAGACCUGAGGUCGCCAUUGCCUGCGAAAAUUCGCCUGCGAGUGUGACUAUCUCCGGCGAUCUGAUUCCUCUGGAAGAGACCAUGAAAGAGAUACAAGCCUCCCACCCUGGGGUGUUAGUUAGACGCCUCAGAGUAGACACAGCCUACCACUCACCACAUAUGACCCAGGUGGGAGCAAGGUACAAGUCUCUCAUGGACUGUUACUUGAGCAAGGACACUCUUGAUGUGCCGCGGAGGUCAGUGGCCUUUUCUUCGGCGGUUAAAGGCCGGUUACUUCCAGCCUCAGAGACACUUGGAUCCGAUUACUGGCAGCAAAACUUGGAGUCGCCAGUUCGAUUUCUCGAAGGCUUCCAAGCCAUCACUAACAGUCUUACACAACCACUUCUCUUCCUUGAGGUUGGCCCACACUCAGCCCUAGCAGGUCCGAUUCGUCAGAUCCUCGACCAAACGUCUCUGAAUCACCAAUAUCUAUCAUGUCUGUCCCGGACCAAGCCCUGUGAUGAGACUUUCCUCACACUUAUCGGGGAGCUCUUUGCGCGGGGUCAACCUCUAGACUAUCAAGCACUUACCGAUCCGGACGGGACCGCCAGGGUUCUUUCAGAUGUUCCAAGCUAUCCCUGGCAUCACCCCACCGCCACCAUCUAUGCGCCCCGAAGCAUCAAAGACUGGAAAUGGUCAAAGUACCCCAGGCACGAACUGCUCGGUAUCCGGGUAACCUACAGUACAGACGAUCAGCCAACCUGGCGCAACGUCCUGUUCCAUGCCCAUGUUCCCUGGCUUCAGGACCACCGGGUGACGGGGAAUGCGGUUUUCCCUGCUGCCGGCUAUCUUGCCAUGGUAAUAGAGGCUGUGCGACAGGUUGAUCACACUGAAGCCAAGGGAUUCCGCAUUCAGAAUGUACGGCUCAGUAACGCCAUGGUGUUGGACCGAUACAAUACGACGGAGAUCAUAACCUCGCUGCGACAGCAAUCCUCUAUGAACCGCUACGACUUCACCAUAAGUUCACACAACGGUACGUCGUGGGUGGAACACUGCGCUGGGCAAGUGCAGCGCGGAGCUCGUUUCUCUCGAUUCCAAGAGCCCGACUCUCAUCCUGAUCCCCCGGCUCGCUCGGUGAAUCCAGCCCGAUGGUACCGGACUCUGAGCCGAGCCGGGGUCGAUUACGGGGCCAGCUUCCAGGGCGUGGAGUCGCUGCGCUGCUCGACUUCCCAGCAUCGAGCCUCUACCCGGGUGGUGUCAACACUGCCGGAGACCGUCUACUAUCCCAUUCACCCUACGAUGAUGGAUGCGUGUUUCCAGGCAGUUUACCCAGCCAGAUAUCAGGGGCUGGACUGGGAGAUCGACCGGCUCCCGGUUCCUACGGAAUUGGGAGAGGUAAACAUCGCAGAUUGCGCCACGGGCCUGGAGUGCACGGUAUGGGCCCAACCGCUGGGCAGAGGCGUGGUUAGCACAAGAGGCUGGGCUACUGCGCUCGAUGGCUCGAUGGCUUUGUCCUUCGACGAUACAUUUCUACGCCCUGUGGGCACUGAACAUCCAGAAAAGCGUGGCUCUGGAAAGGGAACAAGGCUUCAUUGGCGAAAGGAGUUUGCCUUCCUCUCUCUCUCUGAUCUUGUCUCGUCUCCGCCAGGGUUGAGGGAUAGUACGAUCCUCCUGGAUCAGCUUACGAAGGCAUGUAUUGCAGACAGCAUCGCCUGUCUCGAGCUCCAGCAGGUGACUACCGCAACCACGCCGCAUCUGCAGAAGUAUUAUGACUGGCUCCGACAGCAGCAACAAAGACUCGGCAUUAAGUCCAAGCCCGGGGUCUUGGCGGAGACAGCAAGCGAAGCGGCGGCGACGUCGGCGGCACCCUGUGCUGAAGCUAUGGUCAAGGUCGUCACCAACAUCGUCUCCAUGUGCAAGGGUCAGGUCGAUCCUCUGGAGCUGUUGAUGAGCGAUGACACCCUGCUGGAGAUGUACAAUUACCUGAACCAGGUCGACCGCGGUCCGCUGUUCAGGACUCUUGGCCACCAUCAUCCGGGGCAGCGCAUCCUUGAGAUUGGUGCCGGGACAGGCGGAACGACAGCCCAGAUCCUCCCGGAGACACUCUACUCCACCUACACGUUCACCGAUAUCUCAGCGGCCUUUUUCCCCGCCGCGCGGGGGCGCUUCAGCGAGUAUCCAAAUAUAAUCUUCAAGACCCUGGAUAUCACGUCGGAUCCCAUCAGCCAAGGGUUUCAGCCGGAAUCAUUUGACCUGAUCAUCGCCUCGAACGUUCUGCAUGCUACGCCCAGUCUCCACGAAACGCUUGCCAACGUCCGGCGCCUCCUCCACCCCGAUGGAAGGCUCCUAUUGGAAGAGCUCUGCGGUGAAACCAAGUAUGCCAAUAUCGUGACGGGCGUCUUGCCGGGGUGGUGGGCCGGGGAGAAGGAUGGCCGAGCUUACGAGCCGUACGUCGACCCCAUGAGAUGGGAACAGGAGCUGCGAGACGCUGGCUUUAACGGGCUGGAUGACCUCGCGUUCGAUACCACGCCCCCCUUGCAAAACAUGGCAUAUAUGCUAGCCAGCCCCCGCGUCACCGACCCCGUGGCUGUGACAAAUAGUUAUCGAGCAGCCGUGCUACUCGCCGACGCCGAUUCCACCGAGACGGCAAUCAUGCUGCAGAAGCAGUUCCGCGCCCGCGGAUACGAGGUCAAGAUCCAACCUAUGGGUGCACCUCUGCCGGCCUCGCAGGACGUCAUCGUCCUGGUCGACACGGUCGAGCCGUUCUUCCAUGGUAUCAACGAGUCGGAGCUCCUCGCCUACCAGGGGCUUCUGCGUCAACUGCAGCAGGCGCACUCCGGUGCUCUGUGGGUGACGCGAUGCAGCCAGAUGGAAUGCCGGGACCCCCGGUUCGCGACCACCAUCGGCGUGGCGCGCACCUCCCGCGCGGAGUUCGGCCUCGAUCUCGCCACCUGCGAGGUGGAUACCAUCUCCUUCGCGAGUGUCGGCCUGGUGGUCGACGUGUUCCGCCAGUUCCAGGCGCGGACGCAUGCGGGGCCGGGUCUGCGCGAGAUGGAAUAUGUCAUCCACCAGGGCUCGGUUUAUGUCGGGCGCUUGCUUCCUUUCUCCCUGGAUGAGGAGAUAAGGAGAUCUGGGCAAGUAGAUUCCGAUAUUCGCUGCUCGAGGCUGGUGCUUGAUCCGGAGACGUGGGAUUGGGUCGCUCAAUCACACCCGCCCGUGCUUGAACCCGACGAGGUUGAAAUUGACGUUGAUACGGCCGGCGUCAGGUCUCUAGGGUCUGCCCAUUCGCUCGGAGCUACCAAUGCUUCCAAUGCCGCGCCUGGAUGUGAUACUGCCGGAGUGGUACGACAGGUGGGCUCCCAGGUCCGGGACCUGUCUCCUGGUGAUCGCGUCGUCGCGUGUGAGCCUGGAGCGCUGGCCACGUCAGUCAUUGCUCCACGCAGCAGCUGUGCAAGGAUCCCCGACGAUCUGUCUCUGGACAAUGCCAGCACCCUUCCGUGGGCCUUCGCCACGGCGAUAUACUCCCUGAUCCAGGUGGGACAACUGAAUGAGACGCACACUGUUUUGAUCCAUUCCGCGUCCAGUGCUGCCGGGAUGGCUGCGAUUCAAAUCAGCCAGAUGCUCGGUGCUAAGACGUUCAUAACUAUCACCGAUGACGAGCAGGCGCAAUACCUGGCGAAGGAGUACGCCAUCUCACGGGAAAGGAUCUUCGACUUGCACAGCGGUUCAUUCGUGCAAGCGAUCAAAGAUGCUACCCACGGCCGAGGGGUGGAUUUGGUGCUCCACGCAUCUCCGUUGUCGAGUGAGUUGUGUGCAGCCGCAUGCGCAUGUCUCGCAACGUGUGGGAAGCUUGUCAUCCUCGCGAGCGAUGGCUGCAGCCAACUGCCUGCGACGCUCUGGGUGCCGAAUGCUUCAAUUGUCGCGGUCGAUGUGCUUCAUUACAUGAAAUUGCAACCGAAAGAGGGCGAAAGGUUACUAGAUCAGGUGGUUGACCUCUACACCCAAGGCAAGAUCCGCCCGCUCACACCAAGGGAAACAUUCCCGGCUCGAAAAGCGGAAGAAUGUUUCAAGCUCGUGCAAAGUCAGCCGCAGCACAACCCGCACCAGCUAGGGCUUUCGUUCUCCCGCGAAGUCGCGGCACCCACUCCGACCCUCCCCGCAAGAACCGCCAGCUUCCGCAGCGAUGCCUCGUAUCUGCUCGCCGGCGGCCUCGGGGGCCUGGGCAGUGAGCUGGCCCGCUGGAUGGUCCACCACGGCGCGCGACACCUUAUCUUCCUGUCUCGUAGCGCCGGCACGGUGGGACCGCACGAGGACCUCUUCCGAGAGCUCCGCAGCCAGGGCUGCUCAGUCACUGUCACACAGGGAAGCGUCUGCAACCCCGACGACAUCGAAGCUGCCAUUGCCAGCACCGCCGCCACCCCCGUGCGGGGGAUCUUCAACAUCGCGAUGGUGCUCCGCGACGCCUCGCUGCUGGGCAUGUCGCUGCCCGAGUGGGAGGCCGCCACCGCGCCCAAGGUGAGCGGCACGUGGAACCUGCAUGAGGCGGCACGCCGACACGCCCUCGACCUGGAUUUCUUUGUGCUGUUCGGCUCCAUGUGCGGCAUCGUCGGCAUGCCGGGCCAGGCCAACUACGCCGCGGCCAACACCUUCCUGGACGCGUUCGUGCAGUACCGGCACGCGCAGCGGCUCCCCGCGGCCGUUGUCGACAUCGGCGCCGUCGAGGGCAUCGGUCAUGUUGCCCUCAAUCCGGCCAUCCUGGAGCGCUCGCGCUGGCUCGACGGCGCCGUCAUGUCGCCCCGCGACCUCUUCCAGGCCAUCACCCUCGCCAUCUCGGACCGUGGGAGGCCGGCGCAUCCUCCACCUCCCAUUCCGAAUCCGCAGGAGUACGUCAACUCCGCACAACUCAUCACCGCCUUCCAUCGCACCCCACAUUUUCGGGACGCCAUCCGCAACCGUGCCUCCUUCGUGGACCGCAGACUAGCCGUCUACACCAACCCCACCGCCGGGGAAGACGACUACCACGACGCAGCAGACGGCACCCUGGCGAGCGAUGUCAGCGACAGCAGCGAUGCAGCCCUCCGCCGCUUCCUGUCGAGCUUGUCCCCGACCACCGACGCUAUCACGUGGGAGGCGGCGGAAACAACAACCUUCCUGGCCACGGAGAUUGCGCGGUGGAUCUUUGACCUGCUGCUCAAGCCGGUGCAGGACGCGGCGGAGAUCGAUCUGGCGCGGUCGCUGGUGGAUCUCGGGUUCGACAGCCUCGCGGCGGUGGAGCUGCGGGCCUGGUGGAAGGCGACGCUGGGGAUCGAGAUCAGCGUGCUGGAGAUCAUGGCGGCGGCGGAUUUAGCGGCGCUUGGGGCGCAUGCGGCGCAGGGGUUGAGGGCGAGGAUUGGUUCAGGGGCUGGGGGGGGUGGUGAUGAUGGUGACCACGGCGGUCAGGGAUGUUAG
Aspergillus uvarum CBS 121591 is the source of this 7452-nucleotide messenger RNA. RefSeq names its product reducing polyketide synthase sphB. Lineage: Eukaryota; Fungi; Ascomycota; Eurotiomycetes; Eurotiales; Aspergillaceae. Bases 1 to 7452 code for a protein of 2483 amino acids. The transcript is spliced from 5 exons. Gene Ontology annotation, molecular function: oxidoreductase activity; fatty acid synthase activity; phosphopantetheine binding. The record is from RefSeq and is a predicted model, not a curated record. Gene Ontology annotation, biological process: secondary metabolite biosynthetic process; fatty acid biosynthetic process.